Molecule: messenger RNA, 2601 nt
Organism: Archocentrus centrarchus (flier cichlid)
Lineage: Eukaryota; Metazoa; Chordata; Actinopteri; Cichliformes; Cichlidae
Product: kelch-like protein 20
Exons: 12
Coding region: 129-2000 (623 amino acids)
Molecular function (GO): protein binding
Source: RefSeq, a predicted model, not a curated record
GGGCGGGGCUUGCAGUGAGAGGCGUUUAAAUGUUGCUCAGGACUGCCGGAAGCUGGUUUGGUUGGUAUGUGGGAGAGAGAGUAGUGUUGUGCAGCGGUCACGACUAUGUGUAACAGGCUUGCCUAGCAAUGGCAGACAUGGCUGAAAUAAUCUCCGUCAGCGCCGGUUUGCUCUUGCCUUCCACUAUGAACGCCACCGUCAAGGUCCAGGAGGAAGCCAGCGCGGCUGUUGCAGCUCUCCCUGCACCCCAGAACAGUGAGGACUACCUGUUUGUGGAGACCAGACACCCCAGCACAGUGCUGCAGGGCCUCAACAGCCUGCGCCUCAACAACGCCUUCUGUGAUGUGACUUUGUGCUGCGGAGGACAGGAGUUCCCCUGCCACCGCAUAGUGCUGGCAUCUUUCAGCUCUUACUUCCAGGCGAUGUUUUCCGCUGACCUGAUAGAGUCCAAGCAGGAGCGUGUUGCCAUCAAUGGUGUUGAGCCUCAGAUGAUUGGCAUGCUGGUGAGCUACGCCUACACAUCAGAGGUCUACAUUUCCAAAGCCAACGUGCAGGCGCUGCUGGCAGCAGCCAACCUGCUGGAUGUGAUGGCGGUCCGAGAGGCCUGCUGUCGCUUCAUGGAACAUCAGAUGGAUGAGAUGAACUGCGUGGGGAUUCACUGCUUUGCUGAGGCCCAUUCUUGUAAGGUGCUGGAGAAACGUAGCAUGGACUACAUCCUUGAGCACUUCAGUACUGUCUGUCUGCAGGAGGAGUUUCUGUCUCUGUGUGUGGACAAGCUGACAGAAAUCCUCACCAGCGACCUCCUCAACGUGCCCAAAGAGGAGACUGUGUUCGAGGCCGCCAUGUUGUGGUUGAGUAAAUGUCCCUCUCGCAACCAGAGCUUUGAAAAGGUCCUGGAGCACAUCCGCCUGCCUCUCAUCAGCCCCUACUACCUCCAUGAUGUAAUCGAAUCUCUGGAUGUGGUGAAGGAGAGUCAGGUCUGCCAAAAGCUCAUCUCUGAGGCCAAGGACUACCUGCUGCUCAAGGACCGCCGUGGAGAGCUCUACUGCCCCAGAGCGAGGCCUCGCAGGUCCACUGGAACAGCUGAAGUGAUAGUGACAGUUGGCGGGGAGGACGACAAGGUGGUGCUGCGCAGCGUCGAGAGCUUCGAUCCUGUGACGAGCCAGUGGAAAAACCUGGCCUGUCUGCCCUUCGCUGUGAGCAAACACGGGCUGGUGGUAUCAGAUUCGACCCUUUAUUUGGCAGGAGGGGAGUUUCCCGACGGCUCAGCCAGCAGAGAGAUGUGGCGCUAUGACCCCUGCUUUGACUCCUGGAUGGAAAUGGCUCCCAUGAAUGUCGCUCGCUCUGAGUUAGGCUUGGUGAUGCUUGACGGCUUUGUGUACGCAGUGGGAGGGUGGGAGGGACGUUCACGUCUGGACUCGGUGGAGUGCUACAACCCCCACACAAACUCCUGGCAGUUUACAGAAUCUGUGAAAAUGGCCGUCACAAGUCCAGCCGUGGUGGCUCUGGACGGUCUGCUCUACGUUACUGGUGGUGCAGUCCUAGAGGAUGGUGACGGCACAGAUCUUGCCCAGGUGUACAACCCUAAAGCGGCGAUGUGGACAGAGGUCGCCCCCAUGCAGAUCGCUCGCUCUGGAUCAGCUGCUUGUACUCUUAAAGGAAAGAUUUACGUUAUAGGGGGAUGGCAUGCCUCAACAGAGAACACAGAUAAGGUGGAGUGUUACAAUCCGAAAACCGACCAGUGGACUAUGUGCGCCCCCAUGAAGGAGCGACGCUAUCGGCCCGGCGCUGCUGUUGUGGAUGGUAAAAUCUAUGUCUUGGGAGGAGAAGAAGGCUGGGACAGAUAUCAUGACACUAUCGAGAGGUACUGUGAUGAGACGGACACGUGGGAGAUUGUCGGGGAAAUGCCCACCAGCCGCAGCUGGCUCAGCUGCGUCUCUCUUCGGCUGAGGAAGGACAUCCAAGUGAGCAGCUGUCCUGGGACGCCUGGCGAAAACUGAGGGAGGAAAUGGGAAAUCUUUUGUGUGUUUAAAAAUUGGCACUCUCCUUGGAGAUGAUGCGGUACAAAACUGAGCUGCAGAGACCAGUGCACUGAGAAACGAUGACUGGAACUUUCAGCUGUUUGAGCCAUUCCUGGUGGCAAAACGUCCCCAGUUGUUCGACAGACAGCCUGUGGAAUAAGUCUUAAUCACUUGGGAUCCUUCAUUCUGGUUUGGCAGUAGAGGAGCAGUGAUUAACCUAGAUGUCAUGUCAGUAGUGUAAACUCACUCUGUAUGAUGUGAACAUUUUUAAUGUUUUAUUGUCUGAGCACCAUGAUCUAAAUAUUUUCCCAGCCAACGGAGUAUUUUUGUAUUAUGUGAUUGUAUUUAUUGGAGCCUGAGAUAAGAAUGGUCCCCUUAAAACUGGUGAACAAAGAAUCAAUUGUGAAAUCUUUUGAAGGCUACACUGUGUGUAACAUGUCAAUGUUUUGUAAUGACACUUUGGAAGUUCUUAGUGAAUGUCUUUACUACCUGUUAUGUGUUGAGUAUAUUUUUGUAAUGUGUCAUGCAUACUAGUGAAUUCAAGUGGAACUGGCUUGUAAUAAAGAUGUUUAAUUCUUUA